Molecule: messenger RNA, 1034 nt
Organism: Callorhinus ursinus (northern fur seal)
Lineage: Eukaryota; Metazoa; Chordata; Mammalia; Carnivora; Otariidae
Product: pre-mRNA-splicing factor SYF2-like
Cellular component (GO): catalytic step 2 spliceosome; Prp19 complex; post-mRNA release spliceosomal complex
Source: RefSeq, a predicted model, not a curated record
GCUGCCGGAAGUGAGCGAGAGAGUCGGAAAAGUUAUUUGUUGUCGCCGGAAGUAUGAGGGGUAAAGCGCAGCUGGUUGAUGGCCGCUGAGGCUGAGGCUGAGAGGGUGCGAGUGGACAGCGCGGAGGAGGGGGAGCUGCCCCUGGCGGCAGCCGCGGAGCUGGCCGCCCAGAAGCGCGAACAGAGGCUGCGCAAACUGCGGGAGCUGCACCUGAAGCGGAAUGAAGCUCGAAAGUUAAAUCACCAGGAAGUUGUGGAGGAAGAUAAAGGACUUAAAUUACCUGCAAACUGGGAGGCUAAAAAAGCUCGUCUGGAAUGGGAGCUGCAGGAAGAAGAAAAGAAAAAAGACUGUGCAGCGAGAGGGGAGGACUAUGAGAAAGUGAAGCUGCUGGAGAUCAGUGCAGAAGACGCAGAGAGAUGGGAGAGGAAGAAGAGGAGGAAAAACCCCGACCUGGGAUUCUCCGAUUAUGCUGCUGCUCAGUUACGCCAGUAUCAUUGGCUGACCAAGCAGAUCAAACCUGACAUGGAAACUUACGAGAGACUGAGAGAAAAACUUGGAGAGGAGAUUUACCCAACAUCCAACAGUCUUCUUCAUGGAACACAUGUACCCUCCACAGAGGAAAUUGAUAGGAUGGUCAUAGCCUUGGAAAAGCAAAUUGAAAAACGAGACAAGUAUAGCCGGAGACGUCCUUAUGAUGAUGAUGCAGACAUCGACUACAUUAAUGAAAGGAAUGCCAAAUUCAACAAGAAAGCAGAAAGAUUCUAUGGGAAAUACACAGCUGAAAUUAAACAGAAUUUAGAAAGAGGAACAGCAGUCUAAUCUCCUUUAGGAACUGUUUUGACUGCCAAAUUGUAACAGUAAACCAGGACUAUUACCUUUCUUUUUAUAAUUUGUAAAGUGUUCUAUGACUGUGUAUUUUCAGGCUUAUAUAUUUAUUAUUCAUUCAUUUCAGAAAAAAAAAGUCAUGUAUUUAUGUGUUCAGAAUGUGUGCUUCAUGUGUGGACCCUGCUGGGCUUAAAACUCCUAGCUACAAA